Quercus lobata is the source of this 522-nucleotide messenger RNA. RefSeq lists its product as uncharacterized. The transcript has a single exon. Bases 1 to 522 code for a protein of 173 amino acids. NCBI's taxonomy places the organism in Eukaryota, Viridiplantae, Streptophyta, Magnoliopsida, Fagales, Fagaceae. The record is from RefSeq and is a predicted model, not a curated record.
AUGGUAGUUGGGGAUUCUAUCAAAAAAGAGGUAAAGCAGAUUUUUAAUGUGAACAAAGUGCCGGAAUAUCUUAAUAGAACUAAUAUUGUGCUGAUUCCUAAGAUUGUCAAUCUAGAAACACUUGGUAAUUAUUGUCCCAUAAGUCUAUGCAACACUGUCUAUAAGAUUGUGUCCAAGAUUAUCGUGGCAAGACUAAGACCUCAUCUUGAUAAGCUCAUCUCCCCUCUCCAAUCAGCUUUUGUCCCAAGAAGGAGAAGUGUUGAUAAUGCUAUUGUGGUCCAAGAGCCCAUACACACCAUUAGCAACAAAAAGGGGAAGGUGCGUUAUAUGGCUAUUAAGGUGGAUCUUGAGAAAACUUAUGACAAGUUAGAAUGGGGUUUCAUUAGAGAAGUCCUCAUCAAUGCCAAUUUCCCCCAUGAUCUUGUCAGUCUUGUGAUGAGUUAUGUUUCUUCCGUGUCUACCUCUAUUCUCUUUAAUGGAGGAAAUGUUGACCCCAUUCUUCCUUCGCAGAGAAUAAGAUAA